GCAAGGCAUAUGCGCGUCCUAAUUGGCUGAUCUGGCGUGUUGGCCCCUCCCCGCGCGAAGAUUUGAAAAGGGCUUUGUGAAGGAAGGAAGGCGAGUGUCGAGAACGAACAGGAAAAACACAUUUAGAAAUGGCUCCCAGGAAAAGGACUACCAAGCAACGCAAGAAUAACCCCAAGACGGCAAAACUGGAAGCUUUUCUGGAGGAUUUUGACAGCGAGGUGAAGACUAGAGUUGGACAGCUGAAAGAGAAGAUAAACCAGCUGCUGAAAGAUGUUGACAACAGCUACAACAUGGCAAUAAUUAAGCUCCCCAAGGCUGUCAGACAAAUGAACUGGUUGGAGCAUUGGAAAUCUGAGAAACCACAAACACCAGAACUCGAUAGUGCAAAGAGAAAAGAGGAAGCUGCUCUUGUGGAAAGUGUCGUGGCUAAGGAUCAUACAUCUCUUCUAAAAACAAUUGAGAAAACAUCAAAGAAGAAAGGUGGGGCUACAUUGAGCUCUGAGGAUGAAAACGUCCCAAGCACAACAAAAAAGGGGAGAACUACCAGAAAGCCCCCGACUAAAACAAAGAGGGCAAAGGCGCUGUCGAUCAGCAAGCAGAGCUCCACCAUCAGACGAUCGAACAAGAACCCCCUGAUUACUCCUGCCAGAAGCUUGCUGGAUUCUUCUUUGAUGAUGGGACCCACUCCUCUUAUUACCCCCCGCUUUGACCCAAGGCUUCCCAAGACCCCCGCAGUGAGAGUUCCCCGCCACAAGGAGAGGGUCUAUAGCAUUUCAGUCAACGGCUCUCCCAUUGCAGCAGGAAAUGAGGAUAUUGUCAUCAAUGUUCCCGUUGGGAAUGGAGAGAGCAUUCAACUGCUGGCCAGUCAGAUGGACUCAGUGGAUCUGUCACUGCUGGACGAAACCGCCAUGAGGAGCAUUCGGCAGCUGCAGAAUCGACUCACAACAUUGUGUGGGACAUCAGAGUGACCAAACAGUCUCCUGCAGACUUGUACUAUACUUUUUUUUUUUUUUUAAAACACAAGUUUAUCUCUAUUGUAAAGCUUUCAUUCUUCUCCUACAAUGUGGCAUGUUUUUUUUCUUUUUCUUUUUCCUUUAUACAGAUUAUACUUUAACAAAUACUUUAGGAUACAGUGUAAGGUUAAUAUUUGUUGUGCUGGACACUGUUUUCUUGAGACCCUCCACAUUCACUGGAAUUAAUCUAUUAGUUAAAUUGUUCAUUUCAUUGUAUUCACAUUCUCCUAAAUUAUCCCUUUACUUUAAAAUGUAAUUUUAUGUAGUUUUAGAUGCUUUUUUGUUGCAGGGGAAAUUGGAUAGAUUUUAGUGCUAUUCCAGUCUUUUAUUCCUGGCCAGUCUGGAUUUAACGGAUCUUAAUAGGACUUGUAUGAUAAUGUCCAACAGAAACAUGCAGUAUGUGUUUAUCAGAUACAACUUUCUCUUCAUUCUUUUUUUUUUUUUUAAAGUACAUUUUCUGAUAUUAUUUGUGUGGUUUGUCAUUGCUGCAAUAACCCCCCCUCCAUGUUUCCAUCACUAACCUUGUAGUUACAUCAUUAGUGAAAAUAUAUACAUCGUGUACAUCGUGCACUCUGUCUUCA
Messenger RNA from Oreochromis niloticus (Nile tilapia), 1594 nucleotides. RefSeq names its product cell division cycle associated 8 (gene cdca8). The transcript has 11 exons. Gene Ontology annotation, biological process: mitotic sister chromatid segregation. The record is from RefSeq and is a predicted model, not a curated record. Bases 129 to 968 code for a protein of 279 amino acids. Lineage: Eukaryota; Metazoa; Chordata; Actinopteri; Cichliformes; Cichlidae. Gene Ontology annotation, cellular component: chromosome, centromeric region; spindle midzone; chromosome passenger complex.